UCUUUUUUAGUAAAGAGGUAACCAUGAAAUAACCAGAGGCAACAAGAAACGAAGCCCGUCUUCACUAUCGUAGUCUCAAGCUGUCGUACAUCGACUUAAACCUGCCUGAGUCUCUCUAGUCAGCAUCUGCAUCAAGCAACAAGUAACAGCAUCAUCAUGGAUAAGCUAUCUAAGGACCAAAAGGACGAAUACGCAACUGCGUUUGCUAUUCUGGCCCUCUAUGACGGAGGAGCCGAAGUCACCUCUGAACAAAUCAACUCUCUCUUGGAAGCCACAGGCAACAAGGAAGUUGAAGCCUUCUACCCAAUCAUCUUUGCCAACUACCUCGGAGACAAGCAAAAGCUGGCACAACUCAUCGCUUGUCCCGCCGCUGGAGGUGGCGGCGGCGGCGGUGGUGGCGGCGGAGGAGGCGGUGGAGAUGCCGCCGAGGAAGAAAAGGAAGAAGAAAAGGUUGAAGAAGAAGAAAUGGAUAUGGGAGGCGGUAUGGAUAUGUUCGGAGGAGGCGAUGGUGGAGACGGCGGAGAUUAUUAGAUCCAUCAUCAUUUCUCUUGGGCAUACGACUAGUUUAUACCAUUUUUUUUUCUU
Molecule: messenger RNA, 585 nt
Organism: Seminavis robusta
Lineage: Eukaryota; Bacillariophyta; Bacillariophyceae; Naviculales; Naviculaceae
Source: the annotation of a GenBank genome assembly